GUGUGGGCGCGCACGCGCGGGUGCGUGUGUCCUGCCUUUAUUGGUAGAAAAAAAACUGUGUUAAAAGGGGAAUAACCAUGUUUAUUGUUGGUGCAUAGCUUUCUAUUUACUAAACUGUGGAUUAACUCUAGUAAACAUGUUUUAUCUAUGUUUUUGAGGUAACUAGUUUUACUACAGUAUCCCAGGUUUUUUGGUUUUAAGUGUAGUAAUCCCGUGGGAUCAUUUUCCUGGACCUUGAAGGCUAAUAAUAACAGUCAUUUUUCAUCUCGUGGGGACUUUUGAGGAAAACAGCUUAUAAAUCAAACUAAAUCACGUUUGAAACCAUCAAAAUACAUCAAACACCCUAACCCACAAAAUACAGUAAAAUAAAAAGCAUUCUGUCUUAUGGAAAGUCCUCAUAAAAUAUGUAAACCCAGCAUGUGUGUGUGGAUUUGUUUUUAUAUGUUAGUGGGGACCUAAACCUGAAUGCACACCAGCUCAUGGGGACUCGUGUCACUGUGAGGUCCUCAUGGGCAGAAAAAGCGUAUAAAUUGUACAGAAAGAUAAUUUUUGAAAAUCUAAAAAUGCAAAAAGUUUUCUAGGAUCUUUAGGUUUAAGGGUUAGGGGAUAAAAUAUACAGUAUGUACAGUAUACAACUCAUUUCACCCAUGGACUGGAUAAUAAAACAUACGUGUGUGUGUGUGUGUGUGCGUGUGCAUGUGAAUGAAGAGCUGUAUUGUCCAUAAAAGGCUUCAGUCAGCGCUUCAGCUGGAGCUCAGCAUCUCACACUCAGUCAUGUUUACACUGAAAACGGGACAAUUGCUGAAUUAUAUUGCAAUGCAUCGUCCGACACAUGACGACGAAUGAUAUAAACCUGUUAUUACUUAUAAAUCAAGUAAUUAUAACUCAAAUUAUAAUAACUCACGUGCAAUCAAGCGUCAUUGAUCUGUGACAUGAACACGUGUGAGCUGAUGUACACAUGCAUGAAACAGCUGACAGCCCCACCCCCUCUCUUUUAAAAGCAUGUUUAUCGUGGAAAGAGAGAGACAUGUGGAGUCCGUCACACGCACAACCGGUCCGGUCGCUUCUUAAAUUCAGCGCGUUUCCCUGUUAUCAGGAACUUUUAACAAAACACCUCAGCAGAAUUCUGUCAUGACAAUCUCAUCCAGAGACCUCAAGCCGGUUAGAUCGAUCUGUGCAGCGGCUGACGUGACGUCAUCGGCGUGCGAAUCCGAGGACUGGACGGAUCUUCACGAAGCGGCUCAUCGUGGUCACACCGAUGCUCUUCGGGCUCUGCUGAAAGCUCAGCACACGUGUGUAGAUAAGCGCACGCUCCACGAGCAGACGCCUCUCCUGCUGGCCGUUCACGCUGGACACUUGGACUGUGUGAGGUUUCUUCUAGAAGCCGGAGCGGAUCCUGACAUCUGCAACAAAAACAAAGAGACGCCGCUUUAUAAAGCGUGUGAGCAGGAGUGUGUCCGCUCUGUGAAGCUUCUCCUGUUGUUUGGGGCGUCAGUAAACCAGCGAUGUUAUCGAGGCCGGACAGCUCUACACGAGACUGUGAGACGGGACCACACCGAGCUCUGCGAGACGCUCCUGAAGGCCAGAGCAUCUAUAGACGCCCGUGACGCUGAUGACGUCACACCUUUAAUAGAGGCGGCACGACACGGACGGACACCGACUCUUACCUGUCUGAUCAGAAACGGUGCUGGUGUGAAUGUUCAGUCGUGUGAUGGAAACACCGCUCUCAGUUUAGCGUGUAGACACGGACACACAGAUGCUGUGAAGGUUUUACUGCAACAUCACGCUGAUGCCAACACAACAUCACGUGGAGGACUUCUGCCUCUACAUGUGGCCACACAGCACGGACACACACAGAUCGUGUGCCUAUUGAUGCCCAUCAGCAGCCGGGCAAAGGUUCGCCAGAGCGGCAUCUCACCCCUGCACGUGGCAGCGGAGCACGACCGGCGGGACAUCCUCAGAUUACUGAUUGAAUCGGGCUGUGAUGUCAACACCAGACUCUCUGAUGAACGCUCCUCCAUGUUCUCCGACCGGCGCGUCACCGCUCUGUACUGCGCCAUCGCCGCCGGAAACACGCAGGCGGCUGCCAUGCUGCUGAACGCUGGAGCCGAUCCUAACAAGGAUCCCUUCAGCCCUCUGCUGCUCGCUGUACGUCACGGAUGUUUGAAGAGCGUGGCUUUACUCGUAGAACACGGGGCAGACGUCAACGCUCGUCCGUCAGAGCCGGCCACAGAUUUUCCAGGAGUCUUGCUGUACGCUUCACAUCUGAACGUUCUGCGCUAUCUGCUGGACAACGGCUGUGAUGCUCAGAGCUGUUUCAAAUGUGAUCGACGUCACACGGACCACAACUGGCCUCCGGUUCACUUUACACCAGUCAACACGAGCCAAAGAAGUCUUGUCUGCACAAAACCAACCCUAAAGUUUUGUGAAUGGAUGUGCUCGUCGUCCUGGAGUCAGAGAGCCGGCGCUGUCAUUCAUGUUCUGUUGGAUUAUGUAGGAAAUGUUCAGAUGUGUAGUCGGAUCACAGAUCUUCUGCAGAGGAGUCACGAGUGGCUCACUAUUAAAGAGAAAACAUCAUCCCCCCGGCAGCUGAUGCACCUCAGUCGGCUGAAGAUCCGAGAGCAGAUGGGUUCUCAACGUCUUUCCUCUGUGAACACGCUGCCACUUCCCAACCCAAUGUUGCGUUACGUGUGUGCUCUACAACCUACAGGAUCCAGCGCACCAUCUUCACCUUCUCCUCAUGGACACACACACUGAUGUCUGGAUCUGAAUUCAAAAUGAAAUAAGACUUAAGAUCUGAGAUACUUCACCCAAAAAUAAACUUUCUGUCAUCGUUUACUCACCUUCAAGUGGUUGCAAAUCUGUAUAAAUGUCUUUGUUUUGUUGAACAGAGAACGAUAUUUGGAAGAAUGCGUGUAACCAAACAGAGUUCUUAUGGACCCCAUUGACCACCAUAGUAGGAAAUAUCACAGAAUUCUCAUGUUUGUGUGAACUGUCCCUUUAAGUGCUGGACCCAUGAAAUGUUUGUGCUGCUGUGUAUUUUUUAGCUUUAUUAUUUAUACUUUUAUAACUUAUAAUGUUGACUUUUAUUUUAAGCUUGUCUAUGUUAAAAACACACUGGAAAUGUGAGUGAUAAACACACAUGUGAAGGAUUUUCUCCUCAUCUUGACUGGGAUGUAGUGUUGUUGUUUGUCACACACAAAGAUCUUCUCACGAGCCGUCAAUUAUUCGAUCAUUUUAAUGAACUGGAUUAUUGGUGUCAUAGAAAAACAUCUACAAAAACCAUAAAUAAAUCUCUACAUCCCAGUGGAAUAACAUACA
Triplophysa dalaica is the source of this 3321-nucleotide messenger RNA. It is a transcript of the gene asb2b, whose product is annotated as ankyrin repeat and SOCS box containing 2b. Gene Ontology annotation, molecular function: protein binding. Lineage: Eukaryota; Metazoa; Chordata; Actinopteri; Cypriniformes; Nemacheilidae. Gene Ontology annotation, biological process: intracellular signal transduction. The record is from RefSeq and is a predicted model, not a curated record. The coding region runs from base 1132 to 2757 and encodes 541 amino acids. The transcript is spliced from 8 exons.